Molecule: messenger RNA, 1449 nt
Organism: Coffea arabica (coffee)
Lineage: Eukaryota; Viridiplantae; Streptophyta; Magnoliopsida; Gentianales; Rubiaceae
Product: dehydration-responsive element-binding protein 3-like
Biological process (GO): regulation of DNA-templated transcription
Molecular function (GO): DNA-binding transcription factor activity; DNA binding
Source: RefSeq, a predicted model, not a curated record
CCUUUCUCUCCUCCAACCUCUAUUCACUCUCUGACCCCCAUCUCUUUCCCCUUAUAAGUGUGGUAUGAGUCAUUGGGAAAUGAUGGAAAAAAAAGGUCUUCAUUACCUCAUUGCAUUUCUAUAUAUGUUCCUUCCCUUUUCUCUGCUACAAGUCUUCACGCAAUCCUGAAAACAUCCAUCUUGAUCAUUUCCUCAAUUUUUCUUUGUCUUUAGUACUACUACUACAACUACUUCCACUCUCCCUUUCCUAAUUUUGCAUAUUUACAUGCACUUGCUACUGUCUUCUGGCUAUACAGAAUUAUAGAAAAGCAAAAAAAACUUUGAUGAUUUGUUUGACUAUGACUACUGAUCAACUUCAGAGUUUAGAACCUGAGAGCAGUUCUAACUCAAUAUUUUCAUUCUCAUCAUCCCCAACCUCCCCAUUAUCGCCAAACACAGCCUUAAAAACAUCACAAAACCAAUCAAACAACAGCAACAAUCAGGAUGCAGAGUCCAAGAAAAUCAAGAGAAUCAGAGAUAGCAGCAAGCAUCCACUCUACCGCGGGGUGAGAAUGAGAAACUGGGGCAAAUGGGUAUCCGAAAUUCGUGAGCCCCGGAAAAAAUCCCGCAUUUGGCUGGGGACUUUUCCUUCGCCAGAAAUGGCUGCCCGGGCGCACGACGUGGCGGCCUUAAGCAUUAAAGGCACGUCUGCAAUAUUGAAUUUUCCAGAACUGGCGGGGUCGCUCCCGCGGCCAGCAUCGCUCAGCCCACGAGAUGUCCAGGCGGCAGCAGCGAAAGCUGCAGCUAUGGAAAAGUUUGAUUCUCUAUCAUCUUCAUCGUCAUCCACGUCGUCCACGUCACCAUCGUCGUCGAAUGGAAGAACGGCCGCGUCAUUGACCUUGUCGUCGUCGUCGUCAUUAUCAUCACUAGUCUCGGCUAUAGACUUGUCAACCACCUCAGAGGAAUUGAGCGAAAUUGUGGAGUUGCCAAGUCUAGGGACGAUGAGUUUUAACGAGACAUCAAUGGAGCUGAGGAAUGAUGAUUUUGCAUAUUCUGAUUCGGUAGAUGGAUGGCUGUAUCCUCCUCCUGAUCAGCAGCUGUGGAUGAUGAGCAGGAAUGGUCAUGAUGAUCAAGAUGAUCAAGGUGGAUUUUCGAGCGGCUUUGAGUCUUUGUUGUGGAAUUAUUAUUAGUUAGAUAGUUAGUGAUGGGAUGGGAUGGGAUAUUGGUGAAUUUUUCAUAUGUGGGUGGGCUUGUUGUUGAUUAAUUUUUGUUGUGUGCUGGUGUUGUUUGUACAUGUGUGAUGAAUUUUAGCUCAUCCUACUUUUUCUUGGAGGGCUGAAAAUAAUCUCUCUGUCUCCCUCUCUCUCUCUCUCUCUCUCUCUCUCUCUCCUUGUCUGCUUGCUUCUGUAACCUCUUCAAUGAAUCUAACUGUACAGUGUUAGAAGCCAAAGAGAAAAUGUCAUAAAUUCC